GGUAAGAAAAUUAAAUGGACCAGAAACAGUAAAAGCAAAAAUGAAAUUGAAGGUAUUGUUUGGUGAUAGUGAAAUGCCACCUAGUGAAGUGGAGGACCAUAAUGAGAGAAAAGACUCUCCAGAAUCCAGAUGCAGUGUAAAUAAAGAAAGCAUAGCAAAGUCCCUGAAACUAGGGGCUGUGGCAGAACAUCACAGGACUGAUGAUGCCAGUACAUUUCGAAGAAGUCAUAGGAUUAAACAGUACAAAGAAAAAAUUGCUGUGAUAGAAAAGAACAAAUGCUAUGAUGAAACUACCUUAGACUUAAAUACAUCUGAAUCCACUGGUACUGAUGCUCAGAGCCAGUCUUCUCAGGGAGCAGAUUCUGCAGACUCAAAGCAGCAGCCAGAUAAUACCACCCUUAACAUUAGUGAUGUGCUGAUUUCGAGCAGGAAAGUUAGAAAAGUAAGUUCCUCUGCCAAGACCAUGAAAGCAAUUGCAGAGUUGGACAGGAUAAGAAAAGACAUGGAGAAGUUAGAUGAACUUCAUAAUGAUGAUGACCUCAUAGGCUCAUCCCAAAAUUCUUGUAAAGAUUUUGUAACAAAUAAACCAAAGAAAGGUAGGACUUUAUGCAAAAAAACAGUUAAUAUUCUAGCUAAUCAGUCAAAACUAGAUAGCUGGAUUACUCCCAAAGAAAACAGGAACAAAGGUGAUAAACAAAGUGAAGAAGUAACUUCAAAAAUUAAAAGUAAGAAAAGUGAAGCAACUUCAGAAAUUAAGAACACAAGGAAAAGAGAAGAUAGAACCUCAAAAAUGAUAAAAAGUACAAAAAGUGAAGUUAUUUCAAAAACAAAGAAUACAAAGAAAAGUAAGGAAAGAACUCAAGAAAUCUCAGUUCAGAAAAGUAUGAAGAGACAUAGGACAGAUACUUCAAUGGUGAAAGAUAGUAAAAAAGACAAAAAAAGACUGUUUGAAUUAUUUAGAACUAGAGAAAUUGCAAGUGAUGAUUCAGUUUCUUGGAAAGGCAGUAAUGUAAAUGAUAAGCAGACAAGUUCCUCAAGUGAUUAUGGUGACACCAGAGAAAAUAUGGGAAAUACAGAUGACAGCAAUAUGGAAUUAAGUGCCGGUAGUUUAGAUAUUGACCAUACAUUCCGAAGUUCACCAAACCUAGAAAUGUCUUUAGGUGAUACCUGCAGAUUGGAGGCAGAUAAUCCUUGUGAUAGUUGUUCCUUGCCUGAUAUAGACCUUAACAGAGAGUGUCAGUCUGAAAGUGGUGAUGACUCUAGUGAAGCUCAGGACAACCACCAAAGCCAAGACUUGACAAAAAGCCAUGACCAAAGGCUUUUUGCAGAUGAGGACAAUAGUGAGGACUUAAAUCUGAGAUAUGAUACUAGUUCAUCAAACAGCCCCCAUGAAUCAUACAACAAAGAUGAGGAACUGCCAGUUGGGGACAGCACUAAAGCCUCCGAAGAUGCUUCUCCCAUUUUGUCCCUUAUUGCCAUCCGCAACAGGCUCUCGGCCAUCUCCCUUGAAGACCUGGAACUUCGGAUGCAGGAUGUGUUGCCCUACCUCAAGAAAAUAAUGAAGGGUCGGGAGCCAAACAGGAGACAUGAGAUUUUUAGAGAAGGUGGAAGAGAGUUCAGAAAUAUGUCUGAUGAACUUAUAUAUGGGCCUUUCUCAGAAGAACAAAUAUUGCAUGCAAUUGAAUGCCUGGAGAGAGAAUUUUCUAAAAUAGUUGCAAGGGCUUGCGGGAAGCACAAGGUAAACCAGUACCUUUGGAAAGUACUUGCCCCAACAUUUUUUAUCAAAAUUGUAAUGGAAAAUGAAAAGCUCACCAGUUCUGAGGCAGAAAAAACACUAGCUGAGAUUUCAUUAAACAAAACUAUAAAUAGUAAAGCUCACUGUAUUAUAUAGUCUUAUGUAAUCUUUUGUAAUUACAGGUAAUUGUAUUCUGUAAUAUUUUAUGUAUACUUUGUAUAUGGGUAUCUCACUGGAUAGUGUGUUCAGUGUGAGUUUUCAUUCCUAAAACACAUAGGUUGCUUUAGUUUUAUAUAGAAUUUUUGUGAUGUUUUUUUCAUUCAUUGUAGGUUAUUUUUACAACUAUUUACUUUCUAAUACUGAUGAUUUCAGUGGAGCCUCUUAUCAUACUGAAUGUAUUAUAAACCUAAUGCUUUUUGUGCAUAUUGUACAAAAGUACCCAUUCCCCCAUUUCUCAAUAACAGGUUUAUUAAAAAUGAACAACUGA
Molecule: messenger RNA, 2222 nt
Organism: Penaeus indicus
Lineage: Eukaryota; Metazoa; Arthropoda; Malacostraca; Decapoda; Penaeidae
Product: protein starmaker-like
Exons: 4
Coding region: 41-1891 (616 amino acids)
Source: RefSeq, a predicted model, not a curated record